AUGAAAAGAAUUUGUCUUAACCGUGUUUUAUUUCUUUUUUGCGUCUGUAUUCUCGGCUGCCACGAAGCUCAUGCAAUAUGUGGUGGUGAAAAGGAACAGCGAUUCAUUAAAAUUUCCCAAGGUACGUGAAACUGAACCAGGCUACUUCAUGGCGCGUGUUCCCCUAGAAACGCAGGCUACGUUUCCACUAUAACGGAUACGGCUUUCCUUAACGGCGCGAAAAAGCACCUAUCCGAUACGGAAUGUACAACUUUCAGAAGCUGAGCGAAACAACAUCUCUCCGUUGCAAUAAUUCCUCUGGAAACAGCGUUCCUAAAAAGUACGGAUAGCUAGGUGUUUCUACACGUCGCUACGCAAAGCUAUCCAGUACAGUUCAUGAUGUGCAUCUCCAAAUGAGUGUUGUUGUUAGAACAUAUUUGAUUCGUUGGAUAUUAUAGUAAUGGCACCUUGAAGUAAACUGAACUCAACUCAACUCGUUUUCAUUUGCCUGGGAUUAACGAAUUCAGAAUAGGCUUUUCAAAUCUCGAAACUCAUGAAUGUCUUCUGAACAGCUGUGAGUAUUGAUUCAAAAACUUCACUCGAUACUAAAUUUUCAUUAUUUCAGAUGGUUUGGCAGAAGUUAAUCCUUUCAACAGAACGACAGUCGCCUCGAAUGUGUUGUGUUCGUUCGACUGCGCUAGUCGUCUUCCUUGUUGGUCGUUUGUUUACUUAAAACAAGCGACGACAGAGAAUUGUUUGCUAAGCAGAGAUGCCAAUGGUGGCAGCAGCAGUGAAGAUAGCGAGACAUUCAUAGGUACAACGAAACGACCAAAUAUUGAUGAGGCGGUAAGUUAAAUAAGGCCCCGUUCUCUAGUCGUUAAUGUGUACACGCGUAAAAACGGGCAAGUUGUAACAAACCUGCAGCAGACUUGUAGCAAUGCUGUUCCAACAACUUGUCAACAGGAUGUGUUCGCCCUGCUUGUUCCCAGCUUGUUGACAAGUUGUCAACGACUUGUGCCAAACUUUCUACAAGGUUGUUGAGCUCAACCGCAGACUUGUUACAAUACAUGUUGUUCCAACAACUUGUCAACAAGUUGUGAGUGACAACCUUGUAGCGACAUGAUAAAAUAACAGCAUUGUUACAACUUAAAAAAUUAGUUCGUUCACUGCAACCAGGUACAUCAAUCAUGUUUCGCUCGCUACUCUGGUUUAAAUAAAUGAUUACAAAGCCCAGUCGAAUUGUAAUCAAGACCCUAGGGUCUUGAUUACAAUUGCAGGGUCUUGAUUACAAUUCGACUGGGCUUUGCAAUCAUUUAUUUAAACCAGAGUAGCGAGCGAAACAUGAUUGUUACAACUUGUUGACAAGCUUGCUACAAGCCUGUUGCGAACACAUCUUGUUGACAAGCUUUUUAUGUGUGUAUAUAUGAAGACAGUAUUAAGAAUGGAGUCUGGAAUAUUCCCGAUCCUGUUGUUUCUUGUGUUGUUUGGUUUUGCAUUUUAUUAUCUUUGAUGAAAGAACGAAUCAUUUAAUUCUGUCGUUUAGGUGUGUGAUCACGACAAAUGUCAGCGAGGAUCAAAGUGUAUUGCUUGUUCCUCUGAUAGUUACGAAUGUGAAUGUCCGCCGUGGGCCAGUGGACGCCUCUGUCAGAACCUGAAUCCAGGUAUGUUUUCCAGUGAUCUCAAUAUAUUUAUCUGGGGCGAGAAUUUGAGACUAAAAAGUGAACCGCGUAGACAAAACAAUAGAAAGGGACUGGACCUGACGUCCUAUAUCUCUUCCAUUUCCAAUCUCGUUCCUCGAGCCUGCGAUCCUCGGGAAGGAACGCGAGGCUCUGGGAUAAUCCGUUGCCGGAAGCCAGGAAUCCUGGCUAAGAUUGAACUGCGCAUUCCAUUUCAACAGCCAAUCAGAUUCCUCCCUGAAACGGAUUAUCCCAGAGCCUCGCGUUCCUUCCCGAGGAUCACAGGCUCGGGGAACGAGAUUGUUCCAUUUCCGCCAUCUUGGCAAGGAGUGUGCGGAAAUUUCGUAUUUGGACUUCGAUUUAAUUAACAAUAGAGACCUUACGAUUUUAGGACGGCAACGGCUACCAAUACAAUAGAUAACUGAAAAGAAUUGAGUAAUUACAAUAAUUUGUCAAUAUAUGAAUAAUUUAGACAUUGUCCUCGCUCUGUUUGCAACGCAAAAUCACAGAUUUUCACGUCUUGAUACAACGGCUGCAUUCCAAGCCGCAACAAGUGCAACUUCAAACUGGAUUUAGCAGAACUCUUCCCAACCAUAAAACCCAUGUCUUCAACUUCUAAAACUGUAUUAAAUUCAUACGAUUGAUAACAUACGACUAUCUUUACUACCAUUUAUUUGAAGGAGUUUGUUUUGGCAGUCGUCGUUGCGUCGCCGUCCUAAAAUCGUAAGGUCUCCAUUUAUUCGCCGAAGGCGAGGUAAUUAUCGGUGAAUAAAAACCGAGACGAGAUCGAGGUUUUUAUUCACGAUAAUCGCCGAACCUGAGAUGAAUAAUUGUUUUAGUAUAAUUUCAUAGGUGAUUAUUUGGGAAAAAAUAAAAAUAUAAAUUUCUUUAUCAUUUAAUUGACAAAACGGCUUCCGCCAUUUCGAAAAUCGCUUAGGUGAUUAUCGCGUUAUAAUCACUUCAACGGCAACCAAUCAGCGUGGAGAAUUUUCAAUAAUCACCUAUAUAAUUAUACUGAAGACUAAUAUUAUGAUUUUAUGAACUGAAAACUUGAUUAGCGAUACUGUACAUUACAAGUAACUGAUUUGAUGACUUUUGCUUUGGGGGAGGGGGGUGUUGACGCCCAGCACUUUAUUCUGUUUUCACUUUAUCUUACAGACUACAACCAAAGCCUGCUACCCUGGAAGCGAGGCAGAGGCUAUGGGAUAGUAACUGUUGAUAUCGCGUUCAACAUAGCGUGGUGCACCACUAGUGAUCAUAAGAUUUUUAUCAACGUCAAUGGACGAGAUGGCACAUGGGUUAAUGUAGGUGGAAGGCUAAGUCAAAUAAGCAUUGGAGAGAGCGGAGUCUGGGGCGUAUACACUACUGGUGCCAUUUACUACAGAGGAGGGAAAACAGCAUCAAAUCCUAGCGGCACCGUUUGGUACCUGAAUAUUGGCUUGCUUAUUAAAAUUACUUCUGGACCUCCAGGUAAACAAAAUUAA
Paramuricea clavata is the source of this 3139-nucleotide messenger RNA. NCBI's taxonomy places the organism in Eukaryota, Metazoa, Cnidaria, Anthozoa, Malacalcyonacea, Plexauridae. The record is from the annotation of a GenBank genome assembly.